Molecule: messenger RNA, 5707 nt
Organism: Sceloporus undulatus (fence lizard)
Lineage: Eukaryota; Metazoa; Chordata; Lepidosauria; Squamata; Phrynosomatidae
Gene: JAK1
Product: Janus kinase 1
Biological process (GO): hemopoiesis; cell surface receptor signaling pathway via JAK-STAT; cell differentiation
Cellular component (GO): cytoskeleton; membrane; cytosol
Molecular function (GO): non-membrane spanning protein tyrosine kinase activity; ATP binding; cytokine receptor binding
Source: RefSeq, a predicted model, not a curated record
GCGCAGAGGAGGCUCAAAGAAUGAACAUUUCCCUCAGAGUUAGUUGGUGGCCAGGUUUACUUGAGCGUCGUUUGGAAGGCAAGGCAAGGCAAGGCCGUUUCUCCCUCGCCCUUCGGCUGGAGCUGGCGAAGGCAGGAUGCCGCGCAGGGAGUGAGGGAGAGGAGAAGGGGCUGGCCGGGGGCCUGGAAGCGGGUUGAAUUGAUUCUGACUAUUUUGAAGUGACAUCCAUUUAGCUGGCUUGGAAGAUUAAACAUCCACAUAAAUGCAGUAUUUUAAUGUAAAAGAAGACUGUAAAGCUAUGGCUUUCUGUGCAAAAAUGAGAAGUUCCAGGAGAAAUGAAGUGAGCACAGAAAAUCAAGAGCUGGGACUGGAAGUAGUAUUCUAUUUACAAGAGAAACUUUCUCUCUUGUAUACAUCUGGAAGGUACACAGCAGAGGAACUCUGCAUUGAAGCUGCCCAGAAAUGCUCUAUAUCUCCAUUGUGCCAUAAUCUUUUUGCUCUCUUUGAUGAAAACAGAAACCUGUGGUACGCGCCAAAUCAUGUCUUCCAAAUAGAUGGCAAAACCGCACUCCGGGUUCAUUAUCGCAUGAGGUUUUAUUUUUCUAAUUGGCAUGGGACAAAUGAACAUGAGCCAUCUGUCUGGAGACAUUCUUCAAAGAAACCAAAGAAUUCUUAUGAAAAGAAACUAGUACAAGAAGGAACACCUCUUCUUGAUGCAAAUUCAUUAGAAUACCUCUUUGCACAGGGGCAAAAUGAUUUGGUAAGAUGUUUUGCACCUGUUCGGGACUCAAAAAAUGAUCAAGAGACUCAAGAAAUUCAAAAUGAAUGUCUGGGCAUGGCUGUCCUUGCUAUCACCCAUUACGCAAUUAAAAAAAAACUCAAAUUGACAGAUCUUCUCAGAGACAUCAGCUACAAACGUUAUAUUCCUGAAAGUCUGAGUAAGACUAUAAAACAGAAGAACCUUUUAACCAGAAUACGGAUAAACAAUGUUUUCAAAGAAUUCCUAAAAGAAUUUAACAGAAAGACAGUUUGUGACAGCAGUGUUUCUCCACAUGAUCUGAAGGUGAAAUACUUGUCAACAAUGGAGACAUUGACAAAACAUUAUGGUGCAGAAUUAUUUGAGACCACCUCAUUGUUGAUUUCAUCAGAGAAUGAGAAGAAUUUUAACCCAGAUGACUAUAACAUCAUCCCACGUUAUGAGGUGAUGGUAACAGGCAAUCAAGGAAUCCAGUGGCAUCUAAAGCCAUAUGUAAGUACGUUACAGGUUACUCAGACUGAAAAAGAAAAACAUAAAAUAAAGAGAAAGAAAUCAGACAGCAAAGCUAAGAAAAAUGAAGAAAAAAGCAAGAGGGAAGAAUGGAACGAUUUUUCUUACUUUCCUGAAAUUACUCAUCUUGUGAUCAAGGAAUCCACAGUUUUGAUCUACAGACAAGAUAAUAAAAGGAUGGAACUUAAACUGUCUUCACAUGGGGAAGCUUUGUCGUUUGCUGCUUUGGUAGAUGGUUACUUCAGGCUUACUGCAGAUGCCCACCACUAUCUCUGUACAGAUGUUGCACCACCCCUGAUAGAACACAACAUUAAAAAUGGCUGCCAUGGACCAAUCUGCACAGAUUAUGCUGUCAGCAAGCUGAAGCAAGAAGGUAAUGAAGAGGGCAUGUAUGUACUGAGAUGGAGCUGUACAGACUUCAAUAAUAUCCUCUUGACUGUGAUAUGUACAGAAGGCUCGCAGCAAUUUUUAAAUCCUCCCAAACAAUACAAGAACUUCCAGAUUGAAAUGAAGAAAGAUGGUUGUCUCUUACAUGGGUCUGAUAAGUUCUUUCCAUCUUUGAAAGAACUGAUGGACCAUUUAAAAGGGCAGAUCCUUAGAACGGAUAAUAUAGAAUUCACACUCAAACGAUGCUGUCAGCCAAAGCCAAGAGAAAUCUCCAAUUUGCUAGUGGCUACCAAAAAGUCCCAAGAAUGUCAGCCAGUCUGUGCUUUAAGUCAGUUGAGCUUCCAUCGAAUCCUUAAAGAAGAAAUAAUACAAGGUGAGCACCUUGGAAGAGGAACCAAAACACAGAUUUACUCUGGGAUUCUAAGCUAUAAGGAUGAUGAAAGUUACCAGAAUGAAAAAGAGAUGAAAGUUCUCCUUAAAGUCUUGGACCCCAGCCACAGAGACAUUUCUUUGGCAUUUUUUGAGACAGCAAGCAUGAUGAGACAGAUUUCCCACAAACACAUCGUCCUCCUUCAUGGAGUUUGUGUCCGUGAUGUAGAAAACAUUAUGGUGGAGGAGUAUGUUGAAUUUGGGCCUCUGGAUCUCUUCAUGCACCGCAAGAGUGAUUUGCUUACAACACCUUGGAAAUUCAAAGUAGCAAAACAGUUGGCAAGUGCAUUAAGCUAUCUGGAAGACAAAGAUUUAGUACAUGGAAAUGUCUGUACAAAAAAUAUAUUAUUGGCCAGAGAAGGACUUGAUAAUGAAUAUGGACCUUUCAUAAAAUUAAGUGACCCAGGAAUUCCAGUUACAGUGCUGUCUAGACAAGAAUGUGUUGAACGCAUCCCUUGGCUUGCACCAGAGUGUCUUGAAGACUCCAAAAAUCUGAGUGUGGCAGCAGAUAAGUGGAGUUUCGGUACAACAUUAUGGGAAAUUUGCUACAAUGGAGAAAUACCACUUAAAGACAAGACAUUGGCAGAGAAGGAAAGGUUUUAUGAAGGGCAUUUUGCACUUGCAACACCAUCUUGCAAGGAGCUAGCAGAUCUGAUGAAGCAGUGCAUGCACUAUGAUCCUAAUCAGAGACCAUUCUUUAGAGCAAUUAUGCGUGAUAUCAACAAGCUGGAAGAGCAAAAUCCUGAUAUUGUCUCAGAGAAGAGGCCUAAUGCUGAAAUUGACCCUACCAUUUUUGAAAAACGCUUUCUGAAGAGGAUUCGUGACUUGGGCGAGGGUCAUUUUGGCAAAGUUGAACUCUGCAGAUAUGAUCCUGAAGGUGAUAACACAGGAGAACAAGUGGCAGUAAAGUCACUAAAACCUGACUGUGGUGGGAACCAUAUUGCUGAUCUGAAGAAAGAAAUUGAAAUUCUGAGGAAUCUUUAUCAUGAAAACAUUGUGAAAUACAAAGGAAUCUGCACCGAAGAUGGUGGAAAUGGAAUUAAGCUCAUCAUGGAAUUCCUUCCUUCUGGAAGCCUAAAAGAAUAUCUCCCCAGAAACAGGAAUAAGAUCUGUUUGAAACAGCAACUGAAAUAUGCUGUACAAAUCUGUAAGGGAAUGGACUAUUUGGGAUCUUGCCAGUAUGUCCAUCGAGAUUUAGCAGCACGGAAUGUUCUUGUUGAAAAUGAGCAGAGAGUAAAGAUUGGGGACUUUGGGCUAACCAAAGCAAUUCAGACUGAUAAGGAAUACUACAAAGUCAAUGAUGACCGAGACAGUCCUGUGUUCUGGUAUGCCCCAGAAUGCUUGCUGCAGAGCAAAUUUUAUAUUGCUUCAGAUGUUUGGUCUUUUGGAGUGACCCUCUAUGAACUAUUGACAUAUUGUGAUCCUGAAUGCAGUCCUAUGGCAGAGUUCUUAAAGAUGAUUGGUCCAACUCAUGGUCAGAUGACAGUCACACGGCUUGUGCGAAAAUUAGGAGAAGGCAAACGUUUGCCAUGUCCCAAAAAUUGCCCAGAAGAGGUUAACCAGUUGAUGAGGAGAUGUUGGGAAAAUGACCCAGGUGAGAGGACAACGUUCCACAAUCUGAUUCAAGGAUUUGAAGAAGUUAUGAAGAAGAUGUAAUCCAACAUUUUUAUACUGUUAUCAUUAAAUAUUUGAAAAGUAUAUAUAAGGUCUUUUAUUACCCAUUGUAAUUUUGUACUUUGGUAAUGCUGUGUUUAAAGGAGCAACUUUUCUCCCAAGUGUUUCUGUUCCAGAAGGAUCCAAGAAGUAAAAAAAUCAUUGUUCAGCCGUUCACUGGUCGACAUUCUGUUCUAACAAUUUGUUAGGGUUCUAUUUCUUAGAGAUGUGACUGAUGGUUCCAGUUGGCAUUGUGGAUGUUAUUCUCUCUGUCAGCAUAAAUUGAGAGCUGUUGCCUUAAUACAAGGGUUUUUAGUAAUUUGUCUGUGCACUAUUUGAAUCAUGUUGGAUUAAAAAAAAAUACCAGAAGAAUCAGCAUCAUGGCACAGUGAAUAAAGACUGAAAUAUGUUAACAUUAGUUCUUUUGCCAAAAUAUGUAUCUAAAAUUACCUUCAAAAUUCAUGGUAGCCUUUAAUGUGACUAUUAUGCAAGAAUGGUAGAUGACUUUUUUGAAUGAGAUCCUAAAAGCCAUACAACUACUUGAGUACAGCCUUACAACCGAAGGGGCUAAAGAUCUGUUGUUUCUUAAAUAUCAGUGGCUCCAUGUCUUAAAGCAAACCUGUGUUAACUUUCAAAAGCACUUUUUAUUAGGGGGACAUGACAGCUAUUGAAAAUAAAUUGAACCCCCCCCCCCUUCAAAACCACCACUAUUCUAGCAUCAUAUUUUGGAUUGUUGCCUUUGUAGGCAUAUGUGUUGCAUUUAUAAACAGCUGGUAGUAUGUUGUUUUGUUGUGUUUUUUUUUUGUUUUGUUUUUUAACUGAUGCUGUCUCUUCAAAAGGGAGAUUUAUACUCUGUUGCCCCAAAUCUCUAACCCAUUUACCUCUUUAAAAUAAUAAUUCUAUCAUUUUAAGAGUUGCCCAAUAAGUCUGUUACAGGACAUGUAAUGAGAUGUACAGUACUAUAACCUGAAUUUGACAUGUUCAUCCUGCUGGUGGGGAGGUCAGUCUAAGGAAACUACACCUUCACUUGUAUACCUAAGGACCAUUACAACAAGUAAUGUUUCCUGACAAAAUUAUGAUAUACUCAGUUAGAGUGACUGUUCUAAGAUUUUAAUAUGUAUACCUUGUAUACAUCCAAGGUUGGUCACCAGGCAUGAGAAUAAAAAGGGUAUUCAUUGAAAAGAGCACUGAAUAAUAUGUAAAGUGAAUACUUUAACCCUUCUGCAACACAUCAUUUUGGGUUGUUAUGUAGCAGAUUAUCAAACUAAAUAAUAAAGGAGAGUGGUAGCGUUAAAACUCUUUUUUGAAAUCAUAAACACUGUUCUAGUAAGGCUGAUGCAUGCAGAUGCCGUUGCUGCAAACUGAUUUCAUUCUAGAUUCCAGCAUACAGUGCAGGACAGUGAUGGCGAACCUAUGGCAUGCAUACCAGAGGUGGCACGCAGAGCCCUCUCUAUGGGCACACAUGCUGUUGCCCUAUCACAGAGUUUGCCAGAGUUUCUUACUAGAAAGGCAGAGGGAUGUGGCACUUUGCAAUAAAUAAGUGGGGUCUGGGUUGCAGUUUGGGCACUCAGUCUGUAAAAGGUUCACCAUCACUGGCGUAGGAGGUUACAACAGACAGAAUAGGCGAUAGUGACAGAAACAAUGAGUACAUUAUACCAUAAAGAACUUCCUAUAAAAAUUCUCAAGUGUGGCCAUUACUAUCUGAGUUCUACUCCUUUCUGUAAAUUUGCUAGCCUUUUACUGGUGAAAUAAUAAGUUGGACACUGUUUAUAAAAAUUGCUGUUCAGACAGAGACCUUUGUUUUCUAAAGUGAAAUACUGCAUUUGAGGAAUUGCAAUAAUAUAAAAUUUAAUCCAGUAUCCAGUAUCAAAUUAGAAUCAAUCUAGAGCCAUUUUUCAAUAUUGCCUGUUUUUUUGCUGUAUAUGCACUUUGUUAUUCUUUAUUAAAAAAAUAAAGCUUUUAAUCCAUGUA